Messenger RNA from Alexandromys fortis (reed vole), 3623 nucleotides. It is a transcript of the gene Rabep1, whose product is annotated as rabaptin, RAB GTPase binding effector protein 1. The transcript has 18 exons. Gene Ontology annotation, biological process: endocytosis; Golgi to plasma membrane transport. The record is from RefSeq and is a predicted model, not a curated record. Gene Ontology annotation, molecular function: GTPase activator activity; growth factor activity. NCBI's taxonomy places the organism in Eukaryota, Metazoa, Chordata, Mammalia, Rodentia, Cricetidae. The coding region runs from base 206 to 2794 and encodes 862 amino acids. Gene Ontology annotation, cellular component: endosome; endocytic vesicle.
GCUGUCAGGAUGAGGAGGCGGAGGUCGGCGCUCCGGUCCGUCUCUGCCCGGGGCUGUGGCGGCGCCGGCGGCUCCAGCCUUAGCGGUUCCUCCCUGGGCGGCGGCGGCCGCGGCUCGGUCGACGCCUCCACCGCCAGCUGAGCCCGCGGCAGCCCGGGACUCUGCUUCCCCGCCCAUCCCUGUUCCCCGAGGCCGCCUCCUGGCCAUGGCGCAGCCGGGCCCGGCUCCCCAGCCUGACGUUUCUCUUCAGCAACGGGUAGCAGAAUUGGAAAAAAUUAAUGCAGAAUUUUUACGUGCACAGCAGCAGCUUGAGCAAGAAUUUAAUCAAAAGAGAGCAAAAUUUAAGGAGCUAUAUUUGGCUAAAGAGGAGGAUCUGAAGAGGCAAAAUGCAGUAUUGCAAGCUGCACAGGAUGAUCUGGGUCACCUUCGGACACAGCUGUGGGAGGCUCAGGCAGAGAUGGAGAAUAUCAAGGCAAUUGCCACAGUCUCUGAGAAUACUAAACAAGAAGCUAUAGAUGAAGUUAAAAGGCAGUGGAGAGAAGAGGUUGCUUCACUUCAGGCUGUAAUGAAAGAGACAGUUCGUGACUAUGAGCAUCAGUUUCAUCUGAGGCUGGAGCAGGAGCGAGCACAGUGGGCACAGUAUCGAGAAACUGCAGAGCGGGAAAUAGCUGAUUUGAGAAGAAGGUUGUCUGAAGGUCAAGAGGAAGAAAAUUUAGAAAAUGAAAUGAAAAAGGCCCAAGAAGAUGCUGAGAAGCUCCGCUCUGUCGUGAUGCCCAUGGAGAAGGAAAUUGCAGCUUUGAAAGAUAAACUGACAGAAGCUGAAGAGAAGAUUAAAGAGCUGGAGGCCUCAAAGGUUAAGGAACUGAACCAUUACCUGGAGGCUGAGAAGUCUUGUAGGACUGAUCUGGAGAUGUAUGUAGCUGUUUUGAACACUCAGAAAUCUGUUCUACAGGAAGAUGCUGAGAAAUUGAGGAAAGAAUUGCAUGAAGUUUGCCAUCUUUUGGAGCAAGAACGACAACAGCACAACCAGUUAAAACAUACAUGGCAGAAGGCCAACGACCAGUUUCUGGAAUCUCAGCGUUUACUGAUGAGAGACAUGCAGAGAAUGGAGAUUGUGCUAACUUCUGAACAGCUCCGACAAGUUGAAGAAAUGAAGAAGAAAGAUCAGGAGGAAGAUGAACAACAGAGGCUUAAUAAGAGGAAAGAUAACAAAAAAACAGAUUCUGAAGAAGAAGUAAAAGUACCAGUAGUGUGUGCUUUACCUCAAGAAGAAUCUUCAGCAGCGUUAUCACAAGAAGAGGAGCAUUUAGACAGCACCCAUGGGUCAGUCCAUUCCUUAGAUGCAGACUUGCUGUUACCAUCUGGAGAUCCAUUCAGUAAAUCGGACAAUGACAUGUUUAAAGAUGGACUCCGGAGAGCUCAGUCUACAGACAGCUUGGGAACUUCAAGCUCAUUGCAAUCAAAAGCAUUAGGCUAUAACUACAAAGCAAAGUCUGCUGGAAACUUGGAUGAGUCGGAUUUUGGACCACUGGUUGGCGCAGAUUCUGUGUCUGAGAACUUUGAUACUGUGUCCCUUGGGUCACUGCAGAUGCCAAGUGGAUUUAUGUUAACCAAAGAUCAAGAAAGAGCAAUUAAGGCAAUGACGCCUGAACAGGAGGAGACAGCAUCCCUCCUCUCGAGCGUCACCCAAGGUAUGGAGAGUGCAUAUGUGUCUCCCAGUGGUUACCGCUUAGUGAGUGAGACCGAGUGGAAUCUCCUGCAGAAAGAGGUACAUAAUGCUGGAAAUAAGCUUGGUAGACGUUGUGAUAUGUGUUCCAAUUAUGAAAAACAGUUACAAGGAAUUCAGAUUCAGGAAGCUGAAACAAGAGACCAGGUGAAAAAGCUGCAAGUCAUGCUAAGGCAAGCCAAUGACCAGCUAGAGAAGACAAUGAAAGAGAAACAGGAGCUAGAGGACUUUAUCAAACAGAGCACUGAGGACUCAAGCCACCAGAUAUCUGCACUUGUCAUAAGAGCUCAAGCCUCCGAGGGCUUACUUGAAGAGUUACAACAGAGCUUUUCUCAAGCAAAGAGGGAUGUUCAGGAACAGAUGGCGGUGCUGAUGCAGUCACGUGAACAGGUUUCGGAAGAGCUGGUGAGGCUACAGAAAGACAAUGACAGCCUCCAGGGAAAGCAUAGCUUGCAUGUGUCAUUACAGCUAGCAGAAGACUUCAUUCUCCCAGAUACUGUGGAGGUGCUCCGGGAACUGGUGUUAAAAUACCGUGAGAAUAUCAUUCAUGUGCGGACAGCAGCAGACCACAUGGAGGAGAAGCUGAAGGCUGAAAUACUGUUCCUAAAAGAACAGAUCCAAGCAGAACAGUGUUUAAAAGAAAACCUUGAAGAGACUCUACAGCUGGAAAUAGAGAACUGCAAGGAGGAAAUAGCUUCCAUUUCUAGUCUAAAAGCUGAAUUAGAAAGAAUAAAGGUUGAAAAGGGACAGUUGGAAUCUACAUUAAGAGAGAAGUCACAACAACUUGAGAGUCUCCAAGAAAUAAAGGUUAAUUUAGAGGAACAGUUGAAGAAGGAAACUGCUGCUAAGGCUACGGUUGAACAGCUCAUGUUUGAAGAGAAGAACAAAGCUCAGAGGUUACAGACAGAAUUAGAUGUCAGUGAACAAGUCCAGAGAGAUUUUGUAAAACUUUCUCAGACUCUUCAGGUGCAGUUAGAGAGGAUCCGGCAAGCAGACUCCUUGGAGAGAAUCCGGGCAAUUCUGAAUGAUACCAAAUUGACAGACAUUAACCAGCUCCCUGAGACAUGACACCCUGAUAGCAGGAUUGUAACCUGCAUUUUGGGUUUUUAACUCAUCUUUAGAAUAACAUUAUUAUUUAACUCUUAAUGGAAGACGUCACAGCAAAAGGAAGACUGGAGAAAUGCAGGUCUGGAGAAGGCUGCUGUGCGCAGGGACAGCCAGCAGAUGUUUCAGAGGGAACACUAACAGGACACCGGACUCGAUUCCAACAGGUGUGGGAUCAGAUUGGUGCCAGAAAAGUGCUGUUUCCUUGCCUGCUUUCUCCAACGUGGAUUCCGGAACACAUUUCCUGACAUGAAAGCAACUUCCCCAUAGUGUUUGGAAUUACGUUUUCAGUUCAUACAAACUGGGAGAGAAGGUUUUUUCUUUUCUGUUUUCUAGGGCUCAUCAGUAGCAGUGUUCAGCUAGCAGAGAGGUGUAGUGUGCUGUAUGAGUAUUUUAUAUUAAAAUAUGAAGUGUGAGAGCAGGCCAUUGGCUAUUGACUGUAUUUCCCUCACUCAGUGCAUAUUUUUUCUUUCUACCAUUUUAUCUUCAUUGGAGGACCUUAAAUGCUACUGAAACUUGCCUGAGAAUUAUAGGACCAUGGCAAACAAAGAAUUCAACAAAAUUAGGAGAAUCUGAAUACUUGGCUGAGGCAAUAUAUAUAUUGGAAGUUGAAUUUAAAGGAAAAAAGCACAAGAAACCUUGGAUGCACUUUCUCUGUACACCGGGAUGAACUUCCUUGGCCCACAGGUACCAUGGCAAAGGAGAACUGGCACCACCUACCUUUUCCAAGUGUUUUAGUUACUGGAUCAGUGGAAAAAAUAUUAAUAAAACAAGCUAUGUCUGACAUCUAGUA